AUGCCUCCAAAACUGAUCGAAGAGCUUUUGAAGCUCAUUUCCCUAGGCGAAGUUCUCAAUGAAGCCCAGCAAAAAGAAAUGAACGAUUACAAGUUCUGGAAGACCCAGCCGGUUCCCAAGUUCGAUGAUGUUGUGGAGUAUAACACUGAGGGACCGAUCGAUAGCUCAAAGACCCCCAAAGAUAUUCCUGCCGAGCCUUUGCCUCUUUUGAGUGAGUUCGAAUGGUCCACAAUUGAUGUCGACUCAAAGAGCGAGUUGGAUGAGGUAUACGAGUUGUUGUACCAGCACUACGUCGAGGAUCAAGACGCUACCUUCCGUUUCAAAUACUCGCACGAAUUUUUCCGUUGGGCAUUAAAGCCUCCCGGUUGGAAGAAAGACUGGCACGUCGGUGUGCGUGUGCGUAGCUCGAAGAAAUUGGUAGCCUUUAUCGCUGCUGUUCCAGCCAACUUGAAGUUGCAAAUCACCGGUAACGAAAUCCCCUCCGUCGAAAUCAACUUCUUAUGUAUUCACAAGAAAUUGAGAAGCAAGCGUUUGGCGCCCGUUUUGAUUCAAGAGAUUACUCGCAGAGUCAACAGGGAAAAUAUCUGGCAAGCCAUGUACACCGCGGGUAUCGUGCUUCCUUCUCCGGUCACCACAUGUAGAUAUACUCACCGUCCUCUUAACUGGUCUAAGCUUCAUGAUGUUGGUUUCUCUCAUCUUCCAAGCGAUCAGACAAAGGCUGCAAUGGUGGCCAAGUACGCUCUUCCAAACUCGACCAAGACACCAGGUCUCAGACAGUUGGAGGAGAAAGAUUUGGAGGAGGUGCAAUCGCUUCUAACCAUUUUCAUGAAAAAAUUUGAAUUGGUGCAGACCUUCACGUUGGAUGAAAUGAAACAUUGGUUUUUGGGUGGAGAGGAGCGCGCUUCUGUUAUUAAAAGUUACGUUGUGGAAGACAAAAAUGGUAAAAUCACAGACUUCUUUUCAUAUUAUCUUCUUCCAUUCACUGUCUUGGAAAACAGUAAACACGAUGAGUUGGGAGUCGCUUACCUCUACUAUUACGCAACUGACAGCGCCCUUGGAGAACGCGAUGUGUACCAGAAAAGAUUAGUCAAUCUCGUGAAUGAUGCAAUGGUCACCGCCAAGGAAUUUGGUGUUGAUGUCUUCAACGCAUUGACCUGUCAAGAUAAUUCAUUGUUCAUCAAGGAUGCCAAGUUCGGUUUGGGCGAUGGUAUGUUGAACUAUUACUUGUUCAAUUACAAAGUCAAGCGCAUGUCUGGAGGAAUUAAUGCUACUACCAAAGAGGUCGAUACCGAGGGAAGCGGAAUGGGUGUUGUCUUAUUCUAG
This is a messenger RNA of Australozyma saopauloensis, 1323 nucleotides long. It is a transcript of the gene NMT1, whose product is annotated as glycylpeptide N-tetradecanoyltransferase. Gene Ontology annotation, molecular function: glycylpeptide N-tetradecanoyltransferase activity. The transcript has a single exon. Gene Ontology annotation, cellular component: cytoplasm. Bases 1 to 1323 code for a protein of 440 amino acids. The record is from RefSeq and is a predicted model, not a curated record. Lineage: Eukaryota; Fungi; Ascomycota; Pichiomycetes; Serinales; Metschnikowiaceae. Gene Ontology annotation, biological process: N-terminal peptidyl-glycine N-myristoylation.